Molecule: messenger RNA, 1488 nt
Organism: Betta splendens (Siamese fighting fish)
Lineage: Eukaryota; Metazoa; Chordata; Actinopteri; Anabantiformes; Osphronemidae
Product: translocon-associated protein subunit alpha-like
Exons: 9
Coding region: 90-959 (289 amino acids)
Cellular component (GO): endoplasmic reticulum membrane; endoplasmic reticulum
Source: RefSeq, a predicted model, not a curated record
CUUUUAAUCCCGCCCACAGCUCCGCCGCCGUCCUCUCCUUCCCGAAACGCUGAUGUGUUAUUAACUGCAGCCUACGAUCCUCAGUAAAAAUGUUCACCUUCGGGUCCAAGCUGUUGCUGCUGUUCCUCCUGGCCUUCCCCUGCGGACUGAUGUCCAUCGGCCACGUCUCUGCAGACUCAGACUCUGCUGAGGACCUCGCUGAAGAUGCUGAUGCUGCGGUGGAUGAGGAAGAUGACGAUGACGAUGAGGAAGAGGUGCUGGUUGAGGAAGAUCAGAUGCAAGCAUCGGAGGGAGAUGAAGAUGACGCCGAUGAAGCUGCAGACAAGCUGAUCACUUCUCACCCCGAUGCUGACACAACCAUCAUCUUCAUGACAGGAGAAGAGUUUCCUGCCAAUGAAAUUGUGAGGUUCCUGGUGGGUUUCACCAACAAGGGAAGUCAAGAUUUCACCGUCCAGUCACUGGAGGCCUCCUUCCGCUAUCCACAAGAUUUCCAGUUCUACAUCCAAAAUUUCACAGCUUUGCCCCUGAACACCGUAGUCAAGCCCCAGGCUCAGGCCUCCUUCGAGUACUCCUUCAUCCCAGCUCAGCCCAUGGCCGGCCGCCCGUUUGGUCUGGUCAUCCUCCUGAGCUAUCUGGACACUGAGGGCAAUAUUUUCCAGACAGCCAUUUACAACCAGACUGUCACCAUCACCGAGAAAGAAGAAGGACUGGACGGAGAAACUAUGUUCAUGUACGUGUUCCUGGGAGGGCUGGUGGCCCUGAUGCUCUUUGGGAUGUACCAGGCCCUGGAGUCAAGGACGAAAAAGAGAAUCCCAGUGAAAGUGGAGACGGGCACUGGUGGGAUCCACGAUGUGGACAUCAGCUGGAUUCCUCAGGAGACUCUCAACGCCAUGAAUAAGGCUUCUCCUAAAACAUCUCCACGGAAACGAACCAAGAGGGCAGCAGGCGUGGAUCAAUAGAGCAGCGGUCGCCUUCCUCUACUUCCAUCUUAUUCCCUUAUCACAGUCGGCCUUUUCCACUCACGCUGGACUGACAUGCCAGAACCCUUUCCCAGUGCAGCAGUGUGUGGCGACUACACAGCACUAUGGACUCUGCUGCCGUUGGACGCACAAUCUGUUGUUUAUUUCCAAAGGGAUUCCUAUAAUCAGUAUGUGUGAAUGUGGACAAACGUUAAACCAUUGAGUUGUGAUUCAUCCCCCUAAAAGUGAAUACUUCAGUAUGAAUGCUGUAAAGUCCCACCACAGUUCAAAGAUGUCUUCUUCAACCGUUACUCUAUUAUGAACAUUAUAUCAUCAACACAUUUUUCAUUUUGAUUGUUGUUUAACAGUCGAUGGCAGCUGCAGGUACGACAACAGUGUUUUCUGGAGGUUUCUGUCACCCGAUUGUUGUGGGACUCUCAGUGAAGCUUUCUAAAGCCAGACCAAGUGGAAUACAUUUCUGACUAACACACGUUUUGGAGAAAAAAUAAAAACAAUUUGUUGAACAAAA